AGGGGAGGGUGUCCCUGGAAUCUGAUCCCCCUCACUCAGGCUCGAUUUGGGAAUUUGACUUUCCUCCAUGUCCCCGAACAGAGUGAAAGAGAGAGAUAGAGAGAGAGGGGGAGAGGUUGUGGUAAGGCCCCGAGGGUCGGACAGAAAGAGCGAGCCAGUCUGAUAAUGUGUUAAGGGCGGUUUGCGAGACAAAAACAACAACAACAAAAAAAAAGCAAGGGAUGGAUGGAAGAAAGGACGGAAUGGGCAGACGAAAGAGAAGACAAGGGAAAGCAGUAGAACAGAGGAUGGACAGAGAGGUGAGGGAAAACAGCAACAGGACCAAGAGGUCGACACUGAAGAAUUUCCAAAAGAGGCGGGGGAGAAAGAGCGUGAAGAGCAGUACGGGUUGAAAGGAGAGACAGAAGCUUCGUAACUGCUGACAGGGUAGAAAGAGAAGAGGAGUGCGCCUAACCUGAUGGGAGAGCCCGACGGAAGAGGAGGAGGAGAAGUCAAGCUACAUUCGUCCGUCCAUUAUCUCUCCCUCAUACCUCAUUUGAAAGUUCAGCAGCAGCCCUCACAGGAAGGAGGCGUUUAUCAGGGUUAUCCCGUGCCAGAUCUCGAACAAACACCAAAGCAACACCGUGGGGAGCAAUAAUCCGGAUCGUACCUCUGUGGAUCUACGCCUGGACGCCGACGUCUUCACCUCAGAGAGUCGCGGCACUGACUUGAAGAUCUUCUCGUUCGUCUGGAGGAUGCAAGGAGUUUUGGCUGAGUUGGGAAAAAUAAAUGGACGAAUAGGAGGCUGACGAAGGACUCGAUUUCGUAAUCUGCAGCGAUUUCGCUCAGAUCGAUCAACAGAGCCUCUGUAGUAUGGGAAGUUUGUGAAUACGUGGCGUGUGAUACAGGACAGAGUGCGGUGUGGUUACAUGAUUUAUAUCGGGAUUAACACGCCACCAGGUGAUCAACUCAAUACUCCAGAAAUGUUCCUCUAAUUACUCAUAUUACGAUGACGUUUAAUAAAGGUCAGUAUUUCCAGUCUGUCAGCUGACCGAGCUCGCUCAAUCCAGGUCCUUAUUUCUUUCAUCUCUCCAGCUGUUUCAACCUUCUCGUGAAAGUUCUUAUCGAAAGCUACGUGUUUUUGGAGACCAGUGGCGGCGGGAUCGCACAUCUGUCAGUGGCACGGUUUAAAAAGACUCUGUUGUUGACACUUGCGAAUAACAUCCACGGCGCAUGAUGGCUUUUGCACGUCUGGACUGUGUAAAAGCGCAGCAAUCCGCGCCUUUAUUUAUGCGCGCCUGCUCUCGGGAGGAAUGACCUAACAUGGAAGCGCUGACUUCUCCACUCAUCACCAAAAUAAAUGAGGCCGGAGAGGACGCGUCGGAUUUUUUUUUUUCUUUCUCCUUCUUCUUUUCUCGUGCGCACGUCUGCUCGUACGGCUGACGUUUUCUCAUAAAUAUCUCUCCCUUCCUCUGUCUUCGUCCCGUUCGACCGAAUGAAACUCUUUUUGAACUGAGGCAAUCUGAGCGCUUCAGCGCCAAGUAUCAUGGCCCUUGCUGGUACGCACUAGCUCCAUUCCUUCCUUUUCAGCCAAAGCCUUCCUCUCACAAAGAGGGCCUGUAAAAUCCUCUCAGUCAUGAGUAUCCAGGGUAUGGAACUGUUUGCCAUAGCAGUGGUCAUUAUUCUCUUCGUGGCCGUCCUUAAGCAGUUUGGCAUCCUGGAGCCCAUGUCUCUGGAAGACGGUGAGCAUAAGCACGGUGAAAACCGACCCGGCCGUUUCUUCUGUUCACUUUUUUCCUCCUCUGUCUCGCUGUUGUGUCGUGGUCUUUGUGUGGUCUCUGUGUUUUGGUGUCUCGGUGCUUUUUUUUUUUUUUUUUUUUUUUUUUUAAACUGUGUGAUUGGUUCCUGUUUAUCUGUUUCCUGUGCGCUAAAGAUCCUUUUCUCUGCUUUUUAUGAGCACAAUCCAGCCUGUUAGAGCGUGGGGGGAAAAAAAACACCACAGCAACAAUAGACUGCGGUUUAACAUUCCUGCUCCAGGUUAAUGUAGUUAACAUGUAAAGAGAAGCUUCUAGGGACCGGUUUAGCAUCGUGCGCGCUGACGUUCUAAAUCAUCAAACACGCUUAGGGUUCUGUUCAUUUGACGUUUCUUCCAUUUCCAGAGGGCGUCUACUUUUUAAAGAAGGAACCAUUUUUACAUUGAACCUUCAGUGGUUUCUCCAGAAGGACAAGCCAAAGAGCCCUUAAGGCUUCUAGAUUUAAAACAAAACUUGCAUAUAACUAUAUGAAUCAUUUCUAAUAUUCUACUCUAUAUUCAGUCUUUAGGCCACGCCUCCCACCUCAGAUGCUUACUCGAGUUCAAGAUGGCUGCCGGGACUGUUUUUGUUUUUCCGCGACACUGUUUUAGCAAGUGUGCACGAUGCUAAUCCGGACGCUGUAAGGUUUAGCUACGCAAAAAUAAUCCUCCAGUGCAGAACUACAGAAGGAGUAUUUGGAUCUAUCACGACAUGCUCUCCUUUUGUUUUUUUUUGUUUUUUUAAUGUUAUUUUAUUUUCAUGUUAGCCAAUCACACAGAACAAGGCUUCUCUUUCGUCCAAAUUUGUCCCGGGCUCUCUCUUUCUCUCUGUCUUUAUUCUUCUUCCACUACAGUGCUAACUCUUUCUCGAUCUCGCUCCCUCCUUCCCUCCCUCGUUCCCUCCGCCCUCGCUCCCAUCGCACGUUCGCUACAUCCUGUCCGUUUAACCUGCAUCCCAUUUCCUCACCCCCUUCCCUCCGUCCCUCUCUGUCUCACUCUCUGCCCCUCUUCUCCUGUCUUCCGUCGCUCUUUUUCUCCCGUAGACAGCAGCGACAGCGACUUGGAGCUGGCCACCGUCAGGCACCAACCCGAGGGCCUGGAGCAGCUGCAGGCUCAGACCAAGUUCACCCGCAAGGAGCUGCAGUCGCUCUACAGGGGCUUCAAAAACGAAUGCCCGAGUGGCCUGGUCGAUGAGGAAACUUUCAAGACCAUCUACUCUCAGUUUUUUCCCCAAGGAGAUGCCACCACGUACGCUCACUUCCUGUUUAACGCUUUCGAUCUGGACAGAAAUGGCUCCAUUCGCUUUGAGGAUUUUGUGAUCGGUCUUUCCGUGCUCCUGAGAGGCUCCGUCACAGAGAAACUGAACUGGGCCUUCAACCUUUACGACAUCAACAAAGAUGGCUACAUCACCAAAGAGGAAAUGCUGCUGAUCAUGAAGUCUAUCUACGAUAUGAUGGGCAGAUACACUUACCCCAGCGUACGAGACGAAGCGCCGUCUGAACAUGUGGAGAAGUUCUUUCAGAAAAUGGACAGAAAUCAAGACGGCGUAGUGACGAUCGAGGAGUUCAUCGAGACGUGUCAGAAGGAUGAAAACAUCAUGAGCUCCAUGCAGCUCUUCGAGAAUGUGAUAUAGAGAUAUAAACCAGGCCGCUCGCUACAGAUACAACAAACUCCUGGGGGAAAAAAAAAAAAAAACACUCUUCCAUUAUCCAAAUCCCCUCACACGAAGCCGGGAGAACAGCGUCUGGCACUCCAACUUGAUAGAGACGACACGCAGGGGUAAAGAGGGCUGGGGAAGGGGGAAAGGAGGGGUGGGUGGUGUGGGUGGGUUUAUUACUGCACAGCACAAAGUACAUGAGGAAAAAAACAGAAGAGGAAUGCAGAAGAAUUCACGGGGGGGGGGGGGGGGGGGGGUGAAUGGAUUUUCUGGAUUGAAUAAGAUGAGAUCUUCAUUUUCGUCUUGAAGCUUCCUGCUCCAGAAACGAACAGAUCGUAUGGAUUAUCCUGUAGAUUUCACCGACAUCACAGUUCCUCCAGCGACCACCGGGGGCACCAAAGACUCAAAGAAGCACAAGGGUGGGAGGGAGGGAGGGAUGAGAUGGGAUGGGAUGGAUAAAAUCACCAAAAAUAUAUAUAUAUAUAUAUAUAUAUCGGACUUAAGCAUGCUUAUCCAAAACGACGUGUGAUUUUCAUGGUUUGCCUGCACUGAGAAUGACAAAGUUGUACAUUUCCCUCUUUUUGUUUUGUGGGCCAGUAGAUUUCUCCCAGAGGCGACACACACUACAGGACUCGUUUGUAUAGCGUGACGUAGCGUAACUUAUUAACUUAUUUCUGCUCGAAUCUUUAUUGCACUGAUCAUCAACAAGGCCACGGUUUGGCUUUUUUCUUCUGAAUUUUAACUUUUUUUUUUUUUUUUUUUUUUUUUUUUUUUUUUAAGUGUGUCCUGUAAUGAUAUAGUGAUUGAUUCGGAUUCAGUUCAGGGUGUGAGGGUGUGGCGGUAUCGUGAGAAGAAAGACUUUACCUUCUUCAUGCAAUUGAGUUAGAAUUCGAAUCCACACAUGCAGCGAUGUAAAUGUGUUCAUAUUAUUUAUUCUGUUUAUUUGAUAACGAAUAUUAUGAUGAAUAAAGAAUGCACUACUCA
This is a messenger RNA of Ictalurus punctatus (channel catfish), 4412 nucleotides long. It is a transcript of the gene kcnip3a, whose product is annotated as Kv channel interacting protein 3a, calsenilin. NCBI's taxonomy places the organism in Eukaryota, Metazoa, Chordata, Actinopteri, Siluriformes, Ictaluridae. The coding region runs from base 2532 to 3404 and encodes 290 amino acids. Gene Ontology annotation, biological process: regulation of potassium ion transmembrane transport; negative regulation of transcription by RNA polymerase II. The transcript is spliced from 8 exons. Gene Ontology annotation, cellular component: voltage-gated potassium channel complex; nucleus. Gene Ontology annotation, molecular function: RNA polymerase II cis-regulatory region sequence-specific DNA binding; DNA-binding transcription repressor activity, RNA polymerase II-specific; calcium ion binding. The record is from RefSeq and is a predicted model, not a curated record.